UGUACAUCGGGUCCACCUCCAGGGCACAGGCUGUAGCUCAUUCUGACCACUGCUCCUCUCCUGGGAAUAACUUUCAAGGGUUUGAGGUUGUUUUUUUUAAAGUUUUUUUUUGGGGGGGCACCUUUCCUUUCAAGUAUAAGCAACACAAAAUGGCACCAAAGAAGGAUGUAAAGAAACCAGCAGCAGCAGCAGCACCAGCACCAGCACCCGCUCCGGCACCGGCACCAGCACCAGCACCCAAAGAACCCGCAAUCGACCUCAAGAGCAUCAAGAUCGAGUUCUCCAAGGAGCAGCAGGAUGACUUCAAGGAGGCCUUCCUCCUCUUUGACAGGACUGGCGAUGCCAAGAUCACCCUGAGCCAGGUUGGAGAUAUCGUUCGGGCACUGGGGCAGAAUCCUACAAAUGCUGAGAUCAACAAGAUCCUGGGCAACCCCAGCAAAGAGGAAAUGAAUGCCAAGAAAAUUACUUUUGAGGAGUUCCUGCCCAUGUUGCAAGCAGCUGCCAACAAUAAGGAUCAGGGCGGCUAUGAAGACUUUGUUGAAGGUCUGAGGGUCUUUGACAAGGAAGGCAAUGGCACAGUCAUGGGGGCUGAACUUCGUCACGUCCUGGCUACUCUGGGUGAGAAGAUGACAGAAGAUGAAGUAGAAGAACUCAUGAAAGGUCAGGAAGACUCCAACGGCUGCAUCAACUACGAGGCAUUUGUAAAACACAUCUUGUCUGUCUAAGUGGACUUCCCCAGACACCAAAGGAACAACUAAAAUUCCGAAAGACCAGAUAGCACUCAAGAUUUGCCUGAAAUUCUUGCUCAGUCUGUCACCAUCAACAUGGAAACUGUAUAAAACUGGAUGAUGUGCCUCCGACCCCACCAGUUAUUACCAGUGCUCACACAGGUAUCAUCUCUGUGUCACUGCACUUUCAUUUAAAAUCCUGAACUUUCAUCAAGGCAAGCCAGAUGGAAUAAGCUGCCAUCACCCAGGAUUCAUCUAUCCCAAGCAUCUCCUUCCAUGUUGUUUGCUCUGAAACAAUGUCAUCAUCUAUUGGAAAAAUAAAGUAUCUAUAAAUCCCUGUGGUCA
This is a messenger RNA of Calypte anna (Anna's hummingbird), 1073 nucleotides long. It is a transcript of the gene MYL1, whose product is annotated as myosin light chain 1. Lineage: Eukaryota; Metazoa; Chordata; Aves; Apodiformes; Trochilidae. Gene Ontology annotation, molecular function: calcium ion binding. The transcript is spliced from 7 exons. Bases 150 to 725 code for a protein of 191 amino acids. The record is from RefSeq and is a predicted model, not a curated record. Gene Ontology annotation, cellular component: myosin II complex; contractile muscle fiber.